UAAAUGAGGUUCUCGUGGUGAAAGAACGUUCUACGGGGCUGAAACUCUAAAAUCGGCCAGUCGUUCACCGACACCCAACUGAGCGAGACACUGUUUGCUGAGCUUCUUCUCCAAAGCGAAAAAACGAUGUUUUCUUCCUCUCUUCUCGGCGGUCAGCUGCGGUCAGUGGUACUCUGUGCUACUGGCAUUUCAGCGGCCGCUGUAACUUCUUACUUUGUCUUUUACAGGUGGCGGAGGAUCCUGGACCAGCAGCGGAGGAUCGAGUUUACAACCCAGACCGAGGCCUUCGACGGAGCAGAGGUUCGGGAGUGGGACAUCUUUCCAUCCGUCCCCGUCCCAGAGAACCUGGAGGAACUGCCAUUCGUUCCACCUUCUUCUUGUGGACCACUUGCAAGAAUCUGGCAGUACUGCAGAGAGGUGGACCGGGCAAACAAGUCGUUUGCAUCCACAUACACAAAGUGGACGUCUGAUGACAGAAAGCUGGUGGAGGUGAAGCUCCAGCACAAGGCCGUGUACAGCGGGCUGGAGAGUGAGCACUGGUGGGUGCUCACCAACGACUUCUACCGUGUGCGCUCACAACAGCUUCCUCCACUGUAUUUUGCUCGUGCCAUUGCUGUGGCCUACAUCAAGAACAUCGGAAGAGACAUCAGUGAGGCAAAGAUCUCCCUGCGCACAGAAACAACCGAGUCAUCAGUGCAGGACGACUUGCUGGGAACCACAAUGUGCAGGACGUUUAAGGAGGUGUCUGUCGAUAAGGAUGGCCGCUUCAGGUGUCAUGACAGCAGUGACGCCCAGACCCUCGAGACACCUGCACCUUCUGCGUUCAGCAGCCCACGUCGACCACCGCCAGGAUUUUAAUCAGCUACAGGAUUCUUUAGACUGUGUUUUGUAGAUUUAAGUAUUAGAUUCAUGUUUUCAUAUUUCUUACAUCUUAACAUUUUGCAUGCCUGUGUGUUUCUGUGUGAGUGUGUUGUUUUUUUUAGGUGCAGGCGCUGUGCUCUGUAACCAGAGCCCCUAAAUGUUGACCAGUGGGAGAUGGAACAUCACAUCGACUCAUCACCACAAUGGAAGUCUUUAUCCUCCUCAAUUUUUUUAGGUUUAAAAUGUUACAGACCCCCAGAUUUCAUUAAACCAUGCUAAGAGUAUUUUUUUCCACCCUUUCUUUGUCUUUUCCACUGUUUUCUAUGCAGGGAUCCAGUGCAAUCUUCCUCGAUUCAGGAUGUCAGACAGCAGAAGGACCUGAACUUCACGAUGACACCAUUGCUCCUGGAUUAGAGACUGCAGACAACAGAGAGACCAGAACUUCACAGAGACACCAUUCCUCCUGGAUUAGAGACUGCAGACAACAGAUGGACCAGAACUUCAUGAAGACACGCUGGACUAUAGGACUGUUUCAGGACCACAUCAGAGAAUAACCAUCUUCUCAGUUUAAGGAUGAUGUUUUUGCCUACAGAAACCUUGAUAUGAAGCAGAAGAACCAUCAGCAACAUUAUUGCUCUCAAAAGUUCAGACAUUCACUGAGGCACCCUGGACAGACAACCUGUGUCAUUUUCUGGACCACAUCAGAUGAUAAGCAUCUUCUCAGAUUAAUGAUGAAGCUUCUGUGAAAUCAUCAGAGACAUUAGGAUCUACAACUUGGAUAAAAGACAUGAAGAGGGCCAGAAGAGGAGACUGAUGGUCUCUAAUCAGCUAGAGAAAUUCACAAUACCUGAUGCUCUCAACAUCAAGCAUCAUCAACUUUUUGUUCUUGUCAUGGACAUCAUCCACAUCACAGUGCUGCUUAUCAGCAUUAUUAUCUCGGACUGUUACUGUGGACUGAGCCGUGGGCUUGUCGGUGCUAAAGCUGCGUAUCUUCUUUAUGUAACACACAUGGACUUUUACUGAGAAGACGUCAGGAGGCCUCCUAGCCUGCAUACUAGACUGUUGGCUGUAGUGCAGUUUCUGCUAUUGUCUAUGACUAACAGUUUGGCACAUAUGCUAAGACACUCAUCAUCAUUCAGAUGGAAAUCAACGAUAACAUAAUUGAUACUGGACAAUCAUUGUAAUCUGUAAUAAUUUGUCCUCUUAUUAUUUUUCCAUGCAGUGCUCUGUAAAUUGUAUUAACACUAUAUUUAUUGAAACCUUGUGAACAUUUUCAGUAAAAAUCAUCUCCUAAUUGCA
Messenger RNA from Pygocentrus nattereri (red-bellied piranha), 2160 nucleotides. RefSeq lists its product as uncharacterized. NCBI's taxonomy places the organism in Eukaryota, Metazoa, Chordata, Actinopteri, Characiformes, Serrasalmidae. The record is from RefSeq and is a predicted model, not a curated record. The transcript has 8 exons. The coding region runs from base 127 to 858 and encodes 243 amino acids.